CACGGUCACACCGCUCGAGAAGUAGAGAAAAAAAGAAGGCGACGAAUCACAAGCAGCAAGCAGCAAGCAAAAUCGACGCCGCACGUACCGGGAGCAUUUAAAUAAUUUUUUCUGUGGAUUAAUUUAACCGAAAAGGCUUCAAACACAAUGACUGAGCGCGAGAAUAAUGUGUACAAGGCAAAGCUGGCAGAACAGGCCGAGCGCUACGAUGAAAUGGUUGAGGCCAUGAAGAAGGUCGCCUCCAUGGACGUCGAGCUGACUGUCGAGGAGCGAAACCUGCUGUCGGUUGCUUAUAAGAAUGUGAUUGGAGCACGCCGUGCCUCAUGGCGCAUCAUCACCUCGAUUGAACAGAAGGAGGAGAACAAGGGGGCCGAGGAGAAGCUGGAGAUGAUCAAAACCUACCGGGGUCAGGUGGAGAAGGAGCUGCGCGACAUCUGCUCGGAUAUACUGAACGUGCUCGAGAAGCAUCUCAUUCCAUGCGCCACAUCCGGCGAAAGUAAAGUAUUCUACUAUAAGAUGAAGGGCGACUACCAUCGCUACCUGGCCGAGUUCGCUACCGGUUCAGAUCGCAAGGAUGCGGCGGAGAACUCGCUGAUUGCCUACAAGGCUGCCAGCGAUAUUGCCAUGAACGAUCUGCCACCAACACACCCCAUCCGCUUGGGCUUGGCAUUGAACUUCUCGGUGUUCUACUAUGAGAUUCUCAACUCGCCGGACCGCGCUUGCCGAUUGGCGAAAGCCGCUUUCGAUGAUGCCAUUGCUGAGUUGGAUACGCUGAGUGAAGAGAGCUACAAAGACUCGACACUCAUCAUGCAGCUUCUGCGGGACAACCUCACAUUAUGGACGUCCGAUAUGCAGGCAGAAGAAGUAGACCCCAACGCAGGUGAUGGCGAGCCCAAAGCAGAAAUCAUCCAGGAUGUUGAGGAUCAGGAUGUGUCGUAAUUUAAGUAAACCCCCGCCCUUCCAUUUAAAACACAUUAUAUACCUUCUAAAGUAAAUAUAAUACCAUAUAAUAUAUAUGCAUACAACAACAACAAAAACAACACGACAGCAAACAUCAACAACAAGAACAACUCGGAACCAAAACGGCAACAACAGCAUCCGCAAGCAACGAACGGCAACCAACAAUAGCAUCAGACGAGUAUAAACGUAGCAGCAGCAGCAUCAGUAACAUCAACAACAACCAAACCAACAAGCAACAAUAUGUCAUCAACAAUAAACAACAUGGAAAACAACUGCACAAAAACAGAACAAACAAAACCAAACAAAAUGUUUGAAAAUUGGGCGGCCUGGUGGGCGUGGCAUGGCGGCGUGGCUGUUGCUGCGGCAAUAAAUCGC
Drosophila eugracilis is the source of this 1335-nucleotide messenger RNA. It is a transcript of the gene 14-3-3epsilon, whose product is annotated as 14-3-3 protein epsilon. The record is from RefSeq and is a predicted model, not a curated record. The coding region runs from base 148 to 939 and encodes 263 amino acids. NCBI's taxonomy places the organism in Eukaryota, Metazoa, Arthropoda, Insecta, Diptera, Drosophilidae. Gene Ontology annotation, biological process: signal transduction. The transcript has 4 exons. Gene Ontology annotation, cellular component: cytoplasm.